Messenger RNA from Ogataea polymorpha, 780 nucleotides. RefSeq lists its product as uncharacterized. Gene Ontology annotation, molecular function: protein binding. The transcript is spliced from 2 exons. The coding region runs from base 1 to 780 and encodes 259 amino acids. Lineage: Eukaryota; Fungi; Ascomycota; Pichiomycetes; Pichiales; Pichiaceae. Gene Ontology annotation, biological process: regulation of translational initiation. Gene Ontology annotation, cellular component: cytoplasm. The record is from RefSeq and is a predicted model, not a curated record.
AUGAUAUCGCAGGAGCUGAAGGACGAACUUGAUGCCUUGGAGGCCAUUUUUCCCGGGUGCUAUGACUUCAUAAGCGAGCAAGUCUAUCGUUUCCGAAUACCCAAGUACGAAUACAUUAGCAUUCGCAUCAGGUUUCCCGAGAAGUAUCCGGAGGAAAUACCUCAAAUUCUAAACGUCAAAUGUGACAAACGGGGAUUUGACGAGAAGCAUGUGGCUCAACUUUUGCAGGAAGUGCUCGACUCUAUCUUCAAACCUGGGGUUGUGUGUGUGUUUGACUUCUUUACUGAGUGUGAUGCGAUUUUAUAUUCCGGGGAGGACGAAGAACAGGAGGAGGCUCAAAGGCCACCAAAGACACUGGAUCCUCUGGCUAAUUGGUCCAUUUCCGAAGCCAUUAGCGAUAGAAAAUCGACCUUUGUUGGUUUUGCUCGUUCGGUAGAUUCGGUUGAAAAAGCCAUUGAGUACCUGGAACUGCUGAAGCAGGACCGUAAAGUGGCCAAAGCGAACCAUAAUAUGACUGCCUGGCGAAUCAAAGACCCAGAAACGGGAGCACAGUAUCAGGAUUGCGACGAUGACGGAGAAACAGCAGCAGGUGGACGGCUUCUGCAUCUUCUAUCCAUCAUGGACGUCUGGAAUGUGAUGGUUGUAGUUUCAAGAUGGUUUGGAGGUGUCCAUAUUGGCCCCGACAGAUUCAAACAUAUUAAUGCGUGUGCCAGAGACGCAAUAGUGAAGGGCGGAUUCGAGAUAGCGGGCGCCAAAAAGAAGAAGAAAAAGAAGAAAUAA